Messenger RNA from Phycomyces blakesleeanus NRRL 1555(-), 1263 nucleotides. RefSeq lists its product as hypothetical. Bases 1 to 1263 code for a protein of 420 amino acids. Lineage: Eukaryota; Fungi; Mucoromycota; Mucoromycetes; Mucorales; Phycomycetaceae. The record is from RefSeq and is a predicted model, not a curated record. The transcript has a single exon.
AUGGCCAUUAACUUGCUUGAGAGCCUUCCUCGUGUUUCUGGAGUAUCCGAAAAGUUGCAAACCAAGUUAGCCCGGUUGACUCGAUGGCCUACCCGACGUCAGCACAGCCCUCACCAAAAGCAUGGGACUCACAAUUCGGUCACUGCAAAGGCUGCUGCAAACGAAAAAUAUCUCCGAAGAUCACCAUCAAGAACCUCUUAUUACAAUUAUUAUCAUUAUUGCCAGAACAGUAACGAGAACAACAACAGUAACAAACCCGAGAACUGUAGCAGAAUCAGCAACAGCAGCGGUGGCAGCGGUGGCAGUGGAACUAGCACCAAGAAUAGAAACAUCAGAAAUGAAAAGGGCAACAAUAUGAACCUCAAUGUCAGUGAUGUUUACUUUCACAACGGCUGCCAGACGAUUUGCUCAGAAGAUUUGACCGCAAGUCAGUUCGCGGACAUUACAGGCAUCAGGAUCCACCAGUCCGGAAGAUGCCCAGAAUUCUCCCCGUCUGACCAGAAAAUCUACCUUGCAACACAAGAUCCAUCCCAGGAAGAUUCAACACACGCGCCUCGGUUUGGUCCGACUCGAUCCAGGAACCUGUCUAUCUGGGAUUCGGACUUUUGGAACCAAAAGCAGCACAAGCAUAAGGAACACCAGGAGAACCACCAGCACCACAACCACCACAACCACCACAACCAUAAGCAGCACUAUCAGGAACACAAACCGGAGCACAAGCAAAAGCAUAAACAGAAGCAUCAUCAAAGCCAGAAUAAUAAGGACUCGGAUUCGGGCUCGGAUCAACAGAGACUCAAAUUGCAAGACAAGUGCCACGUUGAAUCCAAACCUCAUUACCACCAUCAUUCCAAUACUUCCUGUCAGUCGCACCAGUCCUUAAACCAGCUGAACCCUAAUUCUGGUAUCUCUCUACAGAGAACAAUCUCCUCCGGUGGCCAGACUACAUACUCUAGCAUUCGGUCUAGCAAUUAUACCCUCCCUGUCGAUGAGACACCCUUUAUCUCCUCUCUACGCCUCCAGUCAAACUACGAACGUCGUCCAAGUGUAGUUCAAAAAGGACGGUUCAAGAUUGAAUUAGAAAUCGGAAACGGAAACGAAAACGGGACUACCAAUGGCAAUGGCAAUGGCGAUGGCGAUGGACUCGAUAAUCCAGCUGCUACAACUACAGCUAUCAGUACAAGCGAUAACGAUUCAAUGGCUAGCCUUGCCACUACCGAAUGCAAUGUCGUUGAAUGGAAACGAAAAAGGGCCUGUACUUCAUGA